Molecule: messenger RNA, 1978 nt
Organism: Amblyraja radiata (thorny skate)
Lineage: Eukaryota; Metazoa; Chordata; Chondrichthyes; Rajiformes; Rajidae
Gene: siae
Product: sialic acid acetylesterase
Exons: 10
Coding region: 64-1617 (517 amino acids)
Biological process (GO): carbohydrate metabolic process
Molecular function (GO): sialate O-acetylesterase activity
Source: RefSeq, a predicted model, not a curated record
GAUGCUCGAGGUGAAAGAAGACCAGUGUCUUUGAAUGCAUCUUGGGGACGGCGGUUGGCGAACAUGGUGUGGGCUGUGCGUUGGUCCCUGGGCUUCGCCCUAGUGAUGCUGUGGGUCUGCGGUGGACAUGGUGCAGAGUCAAGAUUUUAUUUUGGAUCUUACUAUGCCAGUCACAUGGUAUUACAGCAGCAGCCAUCGCGAGCCGUUGUUUGGGGAUACGGUGUAGUGGGAGCAACAGUCGCUGUGAGUGUGUGGACAGAAGAUGGCACCAACAGUCAGCAGAUUACUGCAGUCAGUGAAGGUACAUCUCCAGGUAUCACUGGUGUCUGGAAAAUUUUACUUGAUCCCAUUCAUGCAGGUGGUCCAUUUCGUGUCACGGCAGAACAGAGGAUUGCUGCAGCUGUGGACAUAAUUACUUUAGAAGAUGUGUAUUUUGGAGAUGUGUGGCUGUGUGGCGGACAAAGUAAUAUGGAAAUGACAGUGUUACAGAUUAUGAAUGCAAGUGAAGAGCUGUCUCUGGCUUCCCAUUAUCCGUACAUCCGUCUCUUCCAAGCGGGAUUAAAUGAGUCGGCUGAAGAACUAAUUGAUCUGAAGAGCAUUGCAGUGCAGUGGUCAGCUCCCACCGCAGAAAUUCUUGGCAAAGGCAAUUUCACCUCAUUCUCAGCCGUCUGCUGGUUGUUUGGCCGCUAUCUCUAUGAAAAGCUGCAGUACCCUAUUGGAUUGGUCGAAUCGUGCUGGGGGGGCACUACCAUUGAGGCUUGGUCUUCAAAAAGAGUCCUCAGAAAAUGUGGACUUAAUGGUGUUAGUGAUAAUUAUGGAAUGCCGGAAGGAAUUGGACGUCAUCAACCCUCUGUCCUGUGGAAUGCAAUGAUAUAUCCACUGAAAAGGAUGGUGUUCAAAGGAACCAUCUGGUAUCAAGGAGAAGCAAACACAGCCUGGCAUCAAGCUGAAUAUAACUGCACCUUUCCAGCUAUGAUUGAGGAUUGGAGGCAAGUCUUUCAUCAAGGAUCUGGACGUUCCACAGAAGUUGACUUUCCUUUUGGGUUUGUCCAGCUAUCUGCCUAUCGUCAUGUAAUCCCAGAUGAUUCCUUCCCCUGGAUCCGCUGGCAUCAAACAGCUGAUAUUGGUUAUGCUCCAAACCCGAAAAUGAGACGAACAUUCAUGGCAGUUGCAAUGGACCUAGGUGAUGAGAAUUCUCCCUUCGGCAUCAUUCACCCUCGAUAUAAACGCGAUGUGGCCUACAGAUUGUACCUCGGUGCUCGUGCCAUAGCUUACGGAGAGACACGAGUUGUUUUCCAGGGUCCUUUUCCAAAACAUCUCCAGCUAAAGAACAAGGAAUUGAGCAUUGUCUACUCUCAGGAACUUGCUGUGCUGGAGCUCAGUGAAGACAUAUUUGAGGUUUAUUGCUGCACAAAGUCGAACACUUCGAGCUGUAAUUGGGUUCCUUCCCCCAUGGUUGACAAUUCCUUCAAUGCAUUGUCCUUAUCUCUGGAGCAGUGUCGGGGGAAAGUGUUUGCUGUCCGUUAUGCAUGGAAGGAAUGGCCCUGCGCCCUGAAGAAAUGUCCUAUCUACGCCAAAAGUUCUGGGUUACCUGCCCCAGCGUUCCUGUUACCGUGAAAUGAUCCUUUGUAACAUUGUAGUGAAGAAGAUCAAGUAUAUCAUCAGCAUAAAACCAGAUGUUUUAUGGUGAUGCCAGAAACUGCAAAUGCUAGUAUAUAAAAAGAUAAGGAACACAGCGGCUCAGGGAGCAUCUCUGGAGAACAUGGAUCGGUGACAUUUGGGGUCUGGACCUUUCUUCAGAUGUUUUACUUUGGUUUGAGUAACAACUGGGCCGGAUAUGUAUGGCAAUGCAAAUUAUGCCUUUUAGCCCUGUAAAAGUGAUUAAUCGUUUGACUUGUUUUCAUGAAUGUGAUGAACAAUGAUUUGUCUGCUUUUCAGUUGAAUUAAAUAUUGAUUAUGUUUUUUAAUACAAAAAAAA